Molecule: messenger RNA, 426 nt
Organism: Coccomyxa subellipsoidea C-169
Lineage: Eukaryota; Viridiplantae; Chlorophyta; Trebouxiophyceae; Coccomyxaceae
Exons: 3
Coding region: 1-426 (141 amino acids)
Source: RefSeq, a predicted model, not a curated record
AUGGCGACCGCGCUGCCAAAUCUGGCGCGGCAGGGUGGCUGUGAAUGCCCUAAUUUGUAUUUGUAUUUGUUAUUGUUAUUGUUAUUGUUAUUGUUAUUGUUAUUGUUAUUGUUAUUGUUAUUGUUAUUGUUAUUGUUAUUGUUAUUGUUAUUGUUAUUGUUAUUGUUAUUGUUAUUGUUAUUGUUAUUGUUAUUGUUAUUGUUAUUGUUAUUGUUAUUGUUACGCGCUUUUCCUGCCGGAGGCAAGACGAACACUUGCCUGUUUUGGCCGGUGCCGGAUCCGGCGGCUUUCCCCGUCCUGGCGAGCAGCACAGCCGCGGCCGCACCCAUCUCGAUCGGGUCGCCCAGCGGCGUUCCCGUCCCGUGCAUGUGCAGAGCAUUCACCUGGCAGGGUUAUAAUCACAGAGUCAUAAUCCCAGAGUUGUAA